UGUUUUCUAUAGUAAUUUUAAUUUGAUAGUAUUAUUGAUUGUAAAAUAUCAGUUGUAUUCAUUCGAUUAUCUCGUGUCAAUGGUUAAUACUUAGAUACUUCACAUUAAAUGAAAGUAUAAUUAAAUAAUACUAAAAUGUAAUGAGAACAAUUUUGCAUUGAACAUUACUUUUAACAUCUGGUUUCACAUUUUUUCAAUAAUUUAAGGCUACAUAUUUACAUAUUAGUGCGUUGAAACAUCAAGUUAUCAUACUAUUUUAGUGGAAAUUAUGGUGGAGAACGGUGCAUCUAGUGGCGGUAGCGAAAGUCCGAAUGCAACCACUGGAAGAUCCGGUCUACUAGAAACAUUAGUCCGUGGAGUUUGGUAUCGGGUGCAUUGUUCCUUGGAGGAUGAUUAUCUUAGUGUAUGCUUAGACGAUGGCUACGAUGCUACCACGACUCUAAAUGGUACCUUAAACAAUAACAAUGUCGAGACACCGAACAGUGAUUUCACUGAAGUACCUGAAGCUAUCGCUAAUCAGAAACGAAUGGUACAAGUUGUUAAAUCUGAUAAUAAUGGCUUGGGGAUAUCAAUUAAAGGAGGAAUAGAAAAUAACAUGCCUAUACUUAUAUCAAAGAUAUUUAAGGGUAUGGCAGCGGACCUUACAGAACAACUGUAUGUUGGUGAUGCUAUACUUUCAGUUAAUGGAGAAGAUUUGAAAGAUGCCACUCACGAGGAAGCCGUUAAAGCCCUUAAAAGAGCUGGUAAAAUGGUUCAACUAGAAGUUAAGUAUCUCCGUGAGGUUACUCCAUAUUUUCGUAAAGCUUCAAUUAUUAGUGAAGUGGGAUGGGAACUUCAACGUGGCUAUAUGGUAGAAACUCCACCAUCACCACCAUCACCUAGACGUCGACGUGCUGAUACGAGAUAUGUACCACUCCUCAUGGCCUGUGUUGCAAAGAAUCUUCGACACCAUGAUCCAGAGGAGCGCACGAUAGAAAUCUACUCACCCGACGGCGUGCACGCGCUGGCCCUGCGCGCGCCCUGCAGCUCGUCGGCGGCGGGCUGGCACCGCGCGCUGCACGCGGCGGCCCGCCGAGCGGCGCGGGCGGCGCUGGCGCGCGCGCGGCCCCGCCUGCGCUCGCUCAUAGGGGACGUGCGCUACGCCGGCUGGCUCGCCAGGCGUCCGCCGCAGGAUCACAUGGGCGCGUCCGGCGGGUCCGACGACUCGGACGAGACGGAGGGCUGGCAGCCGACGUUCGUCGCCAUCACGGACCGGGAGCUGCGCCUGUACGAGGCGGCGCCGUGGUCGGGCGAGGCGUGGUGCGCGCCGGCCGAGAGCUUCGGGCUGGCGGCCACGCGGCUGGCGUGGUGGCGGCGCGGCUCGGGCGCGGCGGCGCUGGGCGUGCGCGCCGGCACGCCGGGCGGGCUGUGCGUGCGCGCGCUGCGGGCCGACGCGCCGCACGACCUGGCGGCGGCGGCGGGCGCGCUGGUGGACGGCGCGCACGCCGCGGUGCGCGCGCAGCCCGAGUUCACGUUCCGCUGCCGCUACCGCGGCGCGUGCGCGCGGCUGUCGCUGGGCGCGGGCGGCGUGUGCGUGUGGGAGGCGGCGGGCUCGCUGGGCCGCGGCGGCGCGCGCGCGCUGUACCGCCGCCCGCUGCACGCGCUGCGCGCCUCGGCCGACGACGACCGCGCCGCGCUGUGGCUGCACUUCGCCGACGACGACACGCUCGAGCUGGACAUGGAGGGCAGCCCCAAGCCGGCGGUGUUCAUCUUACACAACCUGCUGUGCGCGCGAGUGCACGCGCUGCCGGCCGACGCGCUCUAGCCGCGCCCCAGCAGCGCCCUAGCCGCGCCCUAGCCGCGCCCUAGCCGCGCCCUAGCCGCGCCAGAGCCGUGCCCUAGCUACGCCCCAGCCGCGCCCUAGCAGUGCCGUGGCCGCUCACUGACCGGCUGCGCGUCUCCUACGACGGUUCGAAGAUUACUUUCUGUUCGUAUGUCCCGGCGUUGCGAUACGAUGCUGUUAUGACUUAGUUACGACGUCGAGUCGGAGUUUUGUUUUCUACAGAAGUGUUGCCGGUUUCUCUAGAGUUCUGUGAGAAUAAUUGACUAUUGGCGAUAUAUUGUAAGUCAUCGCACGAAUAUUUGUCCGAUACAUUCCAAAGCUGUGGUUUAUUUACUUAGUCUCUGUUUAUUAUUUAAAACGUUGUAUCCUGCGCUCUUCCAAAGAACGAAUCUCUGUAAUUUUAUUUAAUAUUAAUACAGUAAGGAUUUGUAUGAUAUGUUAUCGAUUAUAAUAUAUUUUUUAUAAUUUAUUUGUUGUAUAUAAAUAGCUGUAGUGUUUUAUAAUUCGUACGUUCCCGAGUGUAGAAUAGGUUAACUUUAUUUAAUAAGAUUAGAUAAUGUUUGUUCUCGAAUACUCCGCCAUUGAGUUACUCACUUGUUUUAUUAUUAUCUCGAUUGAAGUUUUCGUAAUCGACAAUACGUGCAAUAAUUUAUUAAAAGUCUAGUAAACUAAUAUUUGGUUCUGAUCUGAUGAGUGUAAAAGUAAUAAUGAGUGUAUUAUUAAUAAAACUAAUAACACUCAAACACUAUGACAUAAUGAGGAAUAUAAAAUAAUAUACGGUUUAGCAUAAUUAAUGAAUAUUACUACACCUUUUUAAAAAAAUUGAUUAAAAAGGUAAAAGGACUUUUUUUAUAAUGUGUGUUUUCGUUUAUGUCAAAGGUAUGACUUGUAUUGGACGAAAUGGCUGGUUGUAUAUUUUAUUAUUGGCAAUACUAUGUCAUUGAUUGCACUCUAGCCUUUUGAGUCUCUUGGCCUACGUUUGUAUGUUUGCGCGUAAAUGCAUAUAGUAUAUAAUACGUGGCUUGCGUUGAAAGUAGUUGGUUUUAUUAUAUUAAAACGUUUUAUGCUUUAAAUAUAAAUAAAAUUAAUAAGUGUAUUGAAAAUUCGAAAUUAACUCUUCUCGUUGUGUAUAAAUUAUUCAAUGGUUCAACACUUGAUAGAUUGACUGAUCAGUAAAUAUUGUCUAUUGUAUUUUUUAAUUUUACAUCCGUUUUUUUUUUGUCGAAUAUUUAUUUACAACUUAACUUAGUGCUUAGAUCGACAUUAACAAUAUGAACACACGUGAGCAAUCUAAUUCUCACUGAAUCGAGUGAUCAUCGAGUGACCCGAUUAGUUACCAUAUACAAAAAUUAAAACGCUUAAACGCAUAGAUUGUAAUCAUCAUAUUAAUAAUAAGUUGUGUAAUGAAACAUGUUGCCAUAUCAAUUAGACAAAACUAUUGUAUGAUGUAAGUCAGUAAACUUGUAAUCUCUUAGCAUUUCUAUGAUACAAUUGAUAUUUCUCGGUAUACUAUUCGAUCAUGACUAAUUUUGUACUAUUUGUAAGUAUUAUUAUAUCAUUCCCCCUUGAUAAGUAUUGAGAUCGUCCGGGACAAGAGAUUUGAGACAAAUAACUUGUAUUGGUGUGAUAAUCUUUCUGACUGUUGAUGUUUAUAAUUCAUUGUAUUAAAUCUACAAUAUAUUUAAAUGAAAUAAAUUCUACUGGAAUUUAUUGUUACCAGCACCAAAACAUUGCGCCAAAUGUCUGCCCAAUGAUUUGGAUGU
Molecule: messenger RNA, 3585 nt
Organism: Vanessa tameamea
Lineage: Eukaryota; Metazoa; Arthropoda; Insecta; Lepidoptera; Nymphalidae
Gene: Syn1
Product: beta-1-syntrophin
Exons: 5
Coding region: 269-1804 (511 amino acids)
Cellular component (GO): dystrophin-associated glycoprotein complex; intracellular anatomical structure
Molecular function (GO): protein binding; structural molecule activity
Source: RefSeq, a predicted model, not a curated record